AACCAGCCCUCCGCCCCGCGGAGGUUUUGAUUUUAGUGGCUUUCCUUCCUUUUAUUUUCUGUCGUGCGCGGGUUUUGGCCUCGGGGCGAACUUGCAGCUCGUCCGAGUACAUGUCCGCGGUAAUCGCCCCUGCAGCCGGUUACCCUGCCACCAUGCACUGCGAAGCAGAAGAAUCCAAGGAAGUGGCCACAGAUGUCUUCAAUUCCAAAAACCUGGCCGUGCAGGCACAAAAGAAGAUCUUGGGGAAAAUGGUGUCCAAAUCCAUCGCCACCACCCUCAUCGAUGACACGAGCAGCGAGGUGUUGGAUGAGCUCUACCGGGUGACCAAGGAAUACACCCAGAACAAGAAGGAGGCAGAGAAGAUCAUCAAGAACCUCAUCAAGACCGUCAUCAAGCUGGCCAUUCUUUACAGGAAUAACCAGUUCAACCAAGACGAGCUGGCGCUGAUGGAGAAAUUCAAGAAGAAAGUCCACCAGCUGGCCAUGACCGUGGUCAGCUUCCAUCAGGUGGAGUACACCUUUGACCGGAACGUGCUGUCCCGCCUGCUGAACGAGUGCAGAGAGAUGCUCCACCAGAUCAUCCAGCGCCACCUCACGGCCAAGUCGCAUGGACGGGUUAAUAACGUCUUUGACCAUUUUUCCGAUUGUGAUUUUUUAUCUGCCUUAUAUAACCCCUUUGGGAAUUUUAAGCCCCACUUACAAAAACUCUGCGAUGGUGUCAACAAAAUGCUGGACGAGGAGAACAUCUGACCAUGUGAAUUAAGACUGCAACCGCUCGUGAUUUCUUUGAAAAUGGAGCACUGCUGAUUUAUGAAGGAAAAACAAAUUUUUUUUUUUUAAGAUGACCCAUGUUUCAGAAAGACUUUUGCUCGCCUCAGGCGUCAGACGUUGUCAGUAACGUUUUGUGCAGCUUGUUUUAUUUGAAGAAAAGCAGAUUGCCAAAAAUUCUGGUGAAAAGCUCCCUCCCUCACAGUUAGCAGAUCGUAGGAAAGGUGUCUGGUUGUGUGAUGCAAAUAAUAGAGUUAUGCAAAGAAAUAUAUGGAUGUCUCCAAACCUCAAGACAUGUUUUUUUAGAUCAGUUGUUAUGUUGGUAGCACAUUGGGUAUUUCUCACGUGUACAGAGUUGUGUACUUUGAUUCACUAUUAUUCCUUACUAUGUAUAUGUACCUCUGUUAAAAAGCUGAGAACUCUCUCUUGCUCUCAUUGCUCCCUUUGAGAUGAUUUCAUUUUCAAGUCUACCUUUUGUUCUGUGUUCCUUUGUUAAAGUUUUUGUCACUGACAUUAGACACAAGAAUUAAGUCUUCAUCGAGAAUUAAGACGUUCAAGAAUUGAGGCGGUCAGAUUGAACCCUCAGAAAAACAGAAAACUGCUUCUUUGAAGUCAGUAUUGUAGGAACCAACUAUAUUUGAUAUGGUGAACAAUGUCUGAUAGACGGACAUGCCUCGGGCCUGGAGUCCUGUUUUUUAGUACCAACGGUGAUACUUCGCAAAAGCGGUAAUUGUUGAAAAUGUGCUAGUGGAAUCUCCGGUUUUAGUAUCUGUUUCAGAUGUAAGAGAGACAAAGAAAAAUCUAGAUGGUUCUUGUUAAAGGUCAGCAAUACUGAGAAAAGAACAACCAUCUUUAUUUUAGAGAUGAGCCCAUCAAAAUAAUUUAGGGGGAUAAAGGACCAAAAAGGAAGAAAGCAUAUUGCUGUGGGCCGUGAGAAUGAAAAUAAAUGCAUUUCAACGUUGAAUAAGGUUUGAUAGGUAAAUAAAGAAUGUCACUUUUUUAUUUAACUGAUAAGGUCUUUACUAUUUUGUUAUUUGCUAUUUUGAUGAGUAAACCAAAGAAUAUUUGCAU
This is a messenger RNA of Zalophus californianus (California sea lion), 1838 nucleotides long. RefSeq names its product tumor necrosis factor alpha-induced protein 8-like. Gene Ontology annotation, cellular component: cytoplasm. Gene Ontology annotation, molecular function: cysteine-type endopeptidase inhibitor activity involved in apoptotic process. The transcript has a single exon. NCBI's taxonomy places the organism in Eukaryota, Metazoa, Chordata, Mammalia, Carnivora, Otariidae. The record is from RefSeq and is a predicted model, not a curated record. Bases 111 to 749 code for a protein of 212 amino acids. Gene Ontology annotation, biological process: regulation of apoptotic process.